Maniola jurtina (meadow brown) is the source of this 2542-nucleotide messenger RNA. It is a transcript of the gene Delta, whose product is annotated as neurogenic locus protein delta. The coding region runs from base 139 to 2334 and encodes 731 amino acids. Gene Ontology annotation, cellular component: plasma membrane; protein-containing complex. The transcript is spliced from 7 exons. The record is from RefSeq and is a predicted model, not a curated record. Lineage: Eukaryota; Metazoa; Arthropoda; Insecta; Lepidoptera; Nymphalidae. Gene Ontology annotation, molecular function: calcium ion binding. Gene Ontology annotation, biological process: heterophilic cell-cell adhesion; Notch signaling pathway; multicellular organism development.
CGCGACCAGUGACACCUCUAGUGUUGUGUGACUUAGUGAAACUCAGUGCAGACAUGUGCGAGUGAUGGAUUACUCUGCCGUCGAUCUGUGACGGGUUUCGGAUCCCGUGUAUGCCCAGGCGCCGGUGGUCGCGCCAGUAUGCGCACCCCGACGGUGCUCAUCGCCCUGCUAGGGUUUCUGCCCCAGGUGCUGACGUCUGGUUCCUUCGAACUUAGGAUAAAAAGUUUCACGAACUCAUUGGGUAGGUUAAGUAGUGGGCAGUGCUGUGAUGGUUCCUCAAGUAGUGAUGCGCCGUGCUUGGCGCCGUGCAGGACUAAAUUCCGCGUGUGCCUAAAAAUCUAUCAAGCUAAUAUCGACACCACAUCACCGUGUACGUUCGGUGACAUCACUACCCCAGUGCUCGGUGGAAACUCAUUGGACGUGCCCAACAUUAACGUGCAAGGAUUUACCAACCCCAUCGUGUUUCCCUUCGAUUUCACGUGGCCGGGCACCUUCUCUCUGAUCGUCGAAGCGUGGCACGAUACGAACGAAACGUCAAGAUCUGAUGAUACGCUCAUUGCACGGAUGACGAAGCAGAGUAUAGCUGACGUCGGAGGCCCCUGGAUCGAGGAGGAGCAGCGGUGGGGAGGCGCGGGGGGUGCGCAUCUCAAGCUGUCCUACCGAGUGACGUGUGCGGCGCACUACUACGGCCCUGGCUGUGAAGUUCUGUGCAGGCCGAGGGAUGAUGCCUUCGGACACUACACCUGUUCUCCGACGGGCGAGAUCGUUUGCAAGCCUGGAUGGACGGCGCAGUACUGCUCGAAACCGAGGUGCCUGCCCGGCUGCGACGCGGAGCACGGCCACUGCCUGAAGCCCGACGAGUGCAUUUGUCAUUCGGGCUGGGUGGGCGAGCUGUGCGACAAGUGCGAGCGGCAUCCGGGCUGCGUGCACGGCACCUGCUCCAAGCCGUGGGACUGCAUCUGCGAGGAGGGCUGGGGCGGCCUGUUCUGCAACCAGGACCUCAACUACUGCACCAACCACAAGCCGUGCCGCAACGGCGGCGUGUGCCACAACACCGGCCAGGGCAGCUACACCUGCGUGUGCCCGGCCGAGUACACCGGCCCCGACUGCGAGAAGUCCCUGCACUCCUGCUCCGUGCGGCCCUGUCUCAACGGAGGCGCCUGCGUGCCCGACGAGGGCGGAGAGCUGUCCUGCGCGUGUCCGUCGGGCUACGAGGGAGCGCACUGCGAAACCCGGAGGCUGACUUGCGCCGACCGACCGUGUCGAAACGGCGGCACCUGCGAGCCGCGACAAUCUGGCUACGUGUGCCUGUGCCCGCCUGGCUACGCGGGUCUCGACUGCGCCGUCGAGGCCGACCCUUGCGCUGCCAACCCUUGUCGUCACGGCGCCACCUGCACGCGGGCCGGAGACGGCUUCCAGUGCGCCUGCAAGACUGGUUACAGAGGCAACCGAUGCGAAAUCGAUAUCGACGACUGCGCGGGCGUGUUGUGCGAACACGGCGGCACCUGCGUCGACUUGGUGAACGGGCAGCGAUGUCAAUGCGCGCCCGGCUUCCUCGGCCCGCGAUGCGAGACACGAGUAGACUUCUGCUUGGCGAAGCCUUGCGCGAACGGCGGGGAGUGCCACGUCCUCGACAACGACUACGAGUGCAGAUGUCGACCAGGCUUCGCCGGAAAAGACUGCAGCAUCGACGUGGAUGAAUGCGCUUCAUCCCCUUGCCGGAAUGGGGGGACUUGUCGAGAUCGCGUGGAUGGAUAUCAUUGCAACUGUCCGCCCGGAUGGGGCGGGAAAUCUUGUACGGUGUCGCUGGCGGACUUCGCGGCGGCCAAACCGGCGGGGGGUCACUUGAGAAGAGUAGGAGAUGAAGCGCCGGAAGAAGAGAGCUUGAGCGGAAGACACGUGGCGUUGAUUGCUGCGCUAUCGGCCGCGGUGCCUGCGGCGGCGCUGGCGGCUGCCGUGGCCGUGGCCUGCAUCAGGAGGAGAAGAAAACGCGCGCAGAACGCGGCGGACGCCGAAGCGCGAGCGCAGAACGCCGCCAACGCGGGCGGCGGCGGCCGCGUCAUCAGGAACACGUGGGGCAAGUGCGAGGGGCCGGUGCCCGAGUGCCAGAACGCGCACAACGCGGCAGCAGAGGAAUGCAAGCGCAAGACGCUCAACACCGAGAGCGCCGCGCGGCUCCUCGCCGCCCUCGACCCGCGACUGUCGCGGCUCUCCGCGGACUCGGCGUAUUGCGCUAAUAGCGAUACGUCGCUCGUGAAGCGAGCGCUGGAAGGCGGAGGGGUGUACGUGCUCGACGACCAUUGCCUGCCGCCCACGUUCGCGACGCAAGUGUAGUGCCAACUGACGCGGCAGUGGACAUUAACUUAUUAUUUAUUCACAACGGACGCUCGUGCGAUUCAGGCUGUGCGCCGCGUGUACAUAUAGCGUAAAGUGUAAAGUGACCCCUGUAUAGACGGCUAGUGUUAAGUAUUCGGAUAUAUUUAUUUGAGCGCGAUCCGUACGCCCUGUAAAUAGUAAUGGCCGAUCGGAUCGCUUUUCCACC